ACCAGGUGCAGGCAGGCCCAAAACUCAGCUUAGGGUUGAGCACUGGCCCCAAACCAUACCCAAAAACUCCUUAUUCUUUGUCGUUCCCUCAAUUUCCUUUCGCUCGCUCGCUCUCUCUCUCUUUCUCUCACUCACUCACUCACUCACAUAUUUCUUUCUUCUUUUCUCUCUCUUUCUCUCUCUCAUACAUCACACACACACUCUUCUUUUUCAUAUUCUUCCCCCUUUCCUACUACAACACCAUGGAAUUCGAAGAUAUUGUCGACAUGGACUGGUUGAACUCCAACACAACCACCGACGAAAGUCUCCUGACCUCCUCAUCCUCGCCCUCAAUGGCUCCGAUCAAGAGUGAGCCACUCCACGCAUUCUCUCCAUCCGCCGCCUUAUCCGAUUACUGUCACGACUCGCUUUACGGCUUCUCUGAUCAGCCAAUCAUGUGGCGAAAUGACUUUCCCUCCACCGAUCUAGACAUGCUGGAGGCCACACCGUGUAGCCCCGCGUCCUCUUCACUGCCCGAUAAGCAGGAGUCGUCGCAGCAACGGCAGGAGAAAAAUGUCGCUGCAGUAGCACCAGCACAACCACCCAUUGCACCCAUGUCUGAAUUGGUCAUGCCAAGCACAGAACAUAUCAAGCAACUGAUUGAGAUUGCCAAACGACAUCUUGCGCUGCGUGAACAGCAGCAACAAGAAGAAAAUCCAAAGCAAGAACAACAACAGCAACAACAGCAGCCACAGGCGCAGGAGAAGCAGCAGCAGCAGCAGCAGCAUGUCAUAAAGCAGGAGGAACCGGAAAAGGCACAAGAAAUUUCACAGCAGUCCGGGGACCUGCAGCGACUUUACAAUGAAACGGCGCCCAUGUCUUUCUUUGUUCAUCCUACCGCGGUUUCUACUGUUCCUGACACCGUUGCACCUGAGUCACUGAUGAAGUCUUCUUCUCCCACACCCGCCAGCACCAGCACCAGCACCAGCACGACCCGUACUACUACUACUACCGCCGCCGCCGCCGCCGCAAUGCCUGAUUCACCCAGAGACGAAAGGGCGUUUUCGCCGUCGCCACCACCGACCUCAGCACCAGCACAAGCCUCGGCCAACCGACGAGCAUCCAGCGUGUCGCUUGCAGGAGGAUUGACGGACGAGGCAAUGACACUUGAAGCAUAUGCGGUAUCUGAUGGGAUCGAUAUCAAGAAGCUCACACCCAAAGAACGCCGACAACUGCGCAACAAGAUCUCGGCACGCAAUUUCCGAGUCCGAAGAAAAGAAUACAUCAACACGCUUGAAGCACAAGUGGAUGAGCACAAGAAGCACGCUGAACGGCUGAAGACGCGGUUGGAUGAUGUGGAAGAAGAAAACAAGCAGCUGCGUCUUGAAGUGGAUUCGCUGCGGCGACAGAACCAGCUCCUGCAGCAGCAGCAGCAGCCAAAGAGUAGUAGUAGUAGUAGUAACAGUGUCGUUGCAGGACCAUCGUCGCCUGGAUCGCCACGCGUGUCAUCACCCAUUCCAAAGCCAAAUUUGAACAAGGACAUCAGCAUGCUCGGAAGCAAAGCCAGCGAGACCUAUCGACACGACACGCGCAUCUUGGUCUCCAACGCCGUCAUGCCUGUGUGGGACUACGAUCGGAUCUUUACAGCUCAGCAACAACAACAACAACAACAACAGCAGCAGAAGCAACAACAACAACAACAACAACAAAUUCUGGCGCCGCCUGAGCAAGUCAUGCAUUUGGCCGGUUACAUCCUGUCGAUGUUUGUACAACUGCAUGGCUCCUCUUCUGCUGCUACUACUACUACUACUACUACUACUACUUCCGCCACCGACGCAUCGCAUUCCUUGCUGGCAUCAUCAUCAUCACCUACGAUUGUCGAGCUUAGUGAGAAUGGCGAGGAACAAGUACAGAUGAGCAGCAGCAGCAGCAGCAGUAACAUAUUUGAUGCGCCGUUGUUGCCGGAUGACCGUGAUUUCAGCAGCGAGGAUGCGUGGGAGAAAGCAACUGCAGUGCCACCAACGGCAGCUUCUCCUGCAUACAUGGAGUACCUUUAUGACACUUUGAUCAUGUCGGCCUUGAGCUCCAAUGCUCAUACGGACAAGUCCUUCUGGUGGUGGGACACGCCUGCGUUUCAUCAGUAAACAAAGAAAAAAAUUUUUUUUUCCUUUCACCCUUUCUCCCUCUCUCCCUCUCUGUGUGUGUGUGCCCUCCCAAAGCCCCACCCCCUGAAUCCUUAACCCACCCCCUUUAUUUUGUACAUAACAGCAGCAUCAUAUAACAACAACAUUCAACCCCAUUAGCACUUUUCCUUCUUUUUUUUUUUUUUUUUACAAACGCAAUUCACUUUUCCACUCUCACGAAUAACAACAAUUAUUACAACAAUCCAUCA
Zychaea mexicana is the source of this 2371-nucleotide messenger RNA. RefSeq lists its product as uncharacterized. The transcript is spliced from 3 exons. Gene Ontology annotation, cellular component: RNA polymerase II transcription regulator complex. Gene Ontology annotation, molecular function: transcription cis-regulatory region binding; DNA-binding transcription activator activity, RNA polymerase II-specific. The coding region runs from base 243 to 2123 and encodes 626 amino acids. The record is from RefSeq and is a predicted model, not a curated record. NCBI's taxonomy places the organism in Eukaryota, Fungi, Mucoromycota, Mucoromycetes, Mucorales, Lichtheimiaceae.